AUUUUGCUCAAGUCCCAAAAAACCAAUACCUACCUUUUGUUUGUUGCGCAAUACGAGCUAAAUAAACAAUUCAUAUUUAAAUUUGCAGUAAUUUCUCCAAUAAGCUGAAAUAGCAAAGCAAUUUGUGAAAGUUACGUUUACAAUGUCGCAAGAUAGUUUCAUGAACAAAAUUCGCUCAUUUUUGGGCAUACCGACAGAACCUCCUAGAAACGACUUUAGGAAUCCCAUUUGGGGCUCGGAUGAUGACGACGAUGAUGUCGACGAGUUGUAUACAAGAGAUCGCAUGGAAAAUUUUAGCGACCCGCUGCAAAUGCACAGAGAAUUGUUUCAACAAAUGCAUGAGAUGUUCAGUAAUUUUGGAACUCUGUUCGGCGAAAUGGGGUCGUUCUUUAACGAUGAAAACUUCCGUUCCCUCGGUACGAUGACCGUCGUACCCGAAAUCGAGGAGCACCCAGAACAUUUUGAUAGCAAUCGCAUCAGAGAUUACUACCUUAAGCCGGGCUUCCAGAAACCUAAACUCGGUCAGCCCAAGGAGGAUGUCGACCUGGACGGAAAAAUAAGCUCCAACGAUAUAUCCGACAUGCUCCAGCUGAAGGACAGACAGCCCAACUCCCCAUCUUCAUUUUAUGGUGAAGUACUGCCUGGCAGGUCAGUGAGGAGGACAAUAAUAACAACGAGCAUCACCAAGCCAGAUGGCACCAUAGAGACGAGGAGGAUUGUUAAAGAUGGAAAUGAAGUGUUGGAGGAGACCAUAACAUCUACGGAUCCAUCGAGAGGUCCGUACAAUCCCAGCACGGGUCCCAUCGAUGCCUCUCACAUCUUCUCCCAGCUCUCCUCCUUUUUCCGGAACUUUCACUAACAUUUACUCAUACCAUUUUAGGUUUUUGUAAUUUUUGUGAUAAUAGUAAUUUUAUAUAUUGUAUUUAAUUUUAAACUAGUGGUGUUCUUAAAUUUUUAUGUGAUAGUAAUUUGUAGUAUUUUAUUCUUUAAAAUUUUUUAUAGUUAUAGUUAAGUGGUUGAUAAAGGAGAGGCUCACUGUACCUUUAUGUACUGGUAAACUUCCUGAAGCAAUUUAGUAACAUAACUCACUUUUAUGGACAAAAUUGUAUAUUUUUUAAUUAUACAUGAUUUCUGUAACUUCAGUCACUUUAAAGAAAUUGUAUUUAUAAUUUGUUUCAUAAUAAAUAAUAUUGGACAUUCAAAUAUUACCGUCUACAAAUUUUACUAAAAAUUAGACAAUUAAAAGUAAACAGUUAUGUAGUACCACGAAGCUAAUACUAAGUAUUAGCUCCGUGUGUAGUACCUACUAUCAUAAUUUUAAAAAUGUACAAUGAAAUGUUCUGCCAAAACCUUGCACUUUUAAUCAUAAAAUUUAAAAGUAGAAUAAAAUCUACCUAGUAUAUUUUAUUGUAUUAACUAAGAGUAUAGAACAGUUAAAGUCACCAACAUCUUGAAAAUGUUUCAAAUAUUUCAUUAUUAGUUUAUGGUUUACUAACUUCAUUAGAAUUCAAUAUUUAGCAAUAAAGAAUACAUUUCUAGCAUUUA
Molecule: messenger RNA, 1545 nt
Organism: Aricia agestis (brown argus)
Lineage: Eukaryota; Metazoa; Arthropoda; Insecta; Lepidoptera; Lycaenidae
Product: HCLS1-associated protein X-1-like
Exons: 1
Coding region: 143-859 (238 amino acids)
Biological process (GO): negative regulation of apoptotic process; regulation of actin filament polymerization
Cellular component (GO): sarcoplasmic reticulum; apical plasma membrane; mitochondrion
Source: RefSeq, a predicted model, not a curated record